Messenger RNA from Suillus clintonianus, 291 nucleotides. RefSeq lists its product as uncharacterized. NCBI's taxonomy places the organism in Eukaryota, Fungi, Basidiomycota, Agaricomycetes, Boletales, Suillaceae. The record is from RefSeq and is a predicted model, not a curated record. The annotation marks the transcript as partial. The transcript has 2 exons.
AUAUCUCCUCCCACUGAGAUUUCUCGACGACGUCCUGGCCCUCUCGACAUUGCUUCAGCGGAGGGAGAUGUUUCUGCACCUCCCCCUUCCGUACUCCUCACCGCACGUGUCAUUGAGAAUCUCAGCGAGGUGGCGUACCCUGAAGGUAUCAAGCGCCCUAAUGUUGAGCUCAAUGCGAACGUCAGGGACGGCCGAUUCAGAUACGAUCGUGACUUCCUUUUGCAGUUCAUGCAUAUCUGCAAGCUGAAGCCGCCCACCCUAGCUGCUCUCGGUGUCCUUGGCAUUGAACCC